Schizophyllum commune H4-8 is the source of this 635-nucleotide messenger RNA. RefSeq lists its product as uncharacterized. Lineage: Eukaryota; Fungi; Basidiomycota; Agaricomycetes; Agaricales; Schizophyllaceae. The record is from RefSeq and is a predicted model, not a curated record. The coding region runs from base 45 to 461 and encodes 138 amino acids. The transcript is spliced from 12 exons.
GUGAGCACUUCCCCUCGAACACCCAUCAUCAUCGUCUACAAUCAAUGGGUUGGCAAAAGACCUUCUCACUCUCCAGGCGCUCGAAGGGCUGCCAUCUAGUUACUAGCGAAGUACAAGCACAAAUCAAAGAUGGUCUCAAGGACGUCAAGGUCGGCAUGUUGUACUUGUUCAUCAAGCAUACGUCGUGUGGCCUGACAUUGAAUGAGAACUACGAUCCCGAUGUCAGGACAGACAUGGACAUGGCUCUCGACCAUGUCGUCCCUGAAUCUCUCAACUGGGUGCACACAGAUGAAGGCCCCGAUGACUCCGUUUCGCACACCAAGUCCGCGUUGAUUGGGACUACCGUCACCGUACCAAUCACGGACGGGCGCCUCAACCUUGGUACUUGGCAGGGCAUUUAUUUGUGCGAAUUCCGCCACAUGCCACAUACGAGAACCGUUGUGGCGACUAUUUUGUCGUGAGGCGGGAGAAUCUCUGCCAAUUCUUCCAGGAGGGCACGGAAGGCAGGAUCGGCGGGAUAAUGACGCUGAAGAAGCAAAUGCAUGUAAUGUGGGGGAGACAGGCGAAUGGCCGGGGCGGAAGGCGGUGUAUUUCGAGGCGGCGUAUGCAAUUAUUGGCUUUUCCAUGAGUGCCUA